Lagenorhynchus albirostris (white-beaked dolphin) is the source of this 2938-nucleotide messenger RNA. RefSeq names its product nuclear prelamin A recognition factor (gene NARF). The record is from RefSeq and is a predicted model, not a curated record. Lineage: Eukaryota; Metazoa; Chordata; Mammalia; Artiodactyla; Delphinidae. The transcript has 11 exons. The coding region runs from base 139 to 1509 and encodes 456 amino acids. Gene Ontology annotation, molecular function: lamin binding. Gene Ontology annotation, cellular component: lamin filament.
GCGGCGAGGGGUGGGGCAGCGUCGGAGCGAAGACAACAAAGGGUGGCGGGUGGCGGGCAGCGGGCGGCGGGUGGCGGUGACCGCGUCUCCUGGUGCUCCGCUCAGGCCGCGCACCCGGACCUGCCAGCCCCGCUCCAGAUGAAGUGUGAGCACUGCACGCGGAAGGAAUGUAGUAAAAAAACAAAAACCGAUGACCAAGAGAAUGCAUCAGUCGAUGUACCAAGUCCAGCCCACGAGAAUGGAGAGAAAGGAGAAUUCCAUAAAUUGGCUGAUGCCAAGAUAUUCCUGAGUGACUGCCUGGCCUGUGACAGCUGUGUUUCUGCAGAGGAAGGAGUCCAGGUUUCCCAGCAGAACGCCAAGGACUUCUUCCGAGUUCUGAACCUUAACAAGAAAUGUGAUACCUCAAAGCACAAGGUGCUGGCAGUGUCAGUAUGUCCUCAGUCUCUGCCUUAUUUUGCUGCUAAAUUCAGCCUCAGUGUGACUGAUGCAUCCAGAAGACUCUGUGGCUUCCUCAAAAGUCUUGGGGUGCAUUAUGUCUUCGAUACAACAAUCGCUGCAGAUUUCAGCAUCCUGGAGAGUCAAAAAGAAUUUGUGCGUCGAUUCCGCCGGCACAAUGAGGAAGAGCCCACGUUACCCAUGCUGACCUCUGCCUGUCCUGGCUGGGUCCGAUAUGCUGAGCGGGUGCUAGGUCACCCUGUCACCCCCCACCUCUGCACUGCCAAGUCUCCCCAGCAGAUUAUGGGAUCCCUGGUGAAGGACUACUUUGCCAGACGGCAGAACCUGUCCCCAGACAAGAUUUUCCAUGUCAUCGUGGCCCCUUGCUAUGAUAAGAAGCUGGAGGCCCUUCAGGAAGAUGUUCUCACGGCUUCGAGGGGUUCCCGGGGCACUGACUGCGUGCUAACCUCAGGUGAAAUCACUCAGAUGAUGGAACAAAGUGACCUCUCGGUGAGAGACGCUGCUCUGGACACUCUGUUUGGAGACAUGAAGGAAGAGGAGGUUAGACGCCAUGACGGAGCCAGCUCCGACGGAUACCUGGCGCACAUCUUCAGACAUGCGGCCAAGGAGCUGUUCAACGAGGACGUGGGGGAGGUCACCUACCGCACCCUGAGGAACAAAGACUUCCAGGAGGUCACCCUCGAGAAGAGCGGGGAGGUUCUCUUGCGCUUUGCUGCUGCUUAUGGCUUUCGAAACAUCCAGAACGUGGUCCUAAAGCUGAAGAAGGGCAAGUUCCCGUACCACUUUGUGGAGGUCCUCGCCUGUGCCGGGGGGUGCCUUAACGGCAGAGGCCAAGCCCAGACCGAGGAUGGGUGCAUGGACAAGGCCCUGCUGCAGAAGAUGAAAGGCAUCUACACUGACAUCCCCGUGCGGCUCCCGGAGACCAGUUCCCAUGUGCAGGAGCUGUACCAGGAGUGGCUGGAUGGCACCGACUCCCCCCGAGUCCAGGAAGCCCUGCAUACCGCGUACCAGGGCCCAGGGCAUCCUGCUAACAGCCGAGACAUCAAGUGGUGAAGGUCGAGGAGGCUGGGAGGCAGGCCUGUCUGCUGCCUGAGGAUGGAGGAGCUGCCAUGUAUGGGUAUCAGAGACACUGGAAGAAAAUAGCUCAGCUUUUCUCUUACUACUUUGGUUUUUCAGAAUUCUUUGCCACCCCCAUUUGUCAGCAGCCCCCUCCCUCAGUUCGAUGAGGUGCUAUCUUCGUAAUAUGUAUGUGAUUGGAAUAUUUUAACGUGAGAGAAGGGUGCCCCAAUUUGAGUUUCCUUUAAGACUGAAAAAUUCCAAAGAACAAGAAUGGAGUCAGAGUACUGUCUUCUGGGCUUAGUGAAAAUCCAGAAAGUGUCCUGUGAACAGCUAAGACCCCAGAAAUUCUGAUACACAUGCCUCAGACAGAUUUGAUGUGGAAAUGACAGGAAGUGGGCAGGGUGCGGGGGUCUAUGGUCUGCCCAGUUGGCUCUUAUUUUUAUCCACUUAUUUUAUUCUUAAAAAUGUUUUUGCCAGAAUGUGAAUAAACUGCAUCCUUUAGGAAUCAGGGGGCUCAUAAAUAUGAAUCUGGAUUUUCAGCUUUUCUGGAGAAAAAGUUCUGGCAACAGUGGGCCACAUUCCUUACUGCUGUGGUGUCCAGAGUGCUGUGUAACAGCCGCCUCCUGGGACCAGACCCUCUAACUGUGGCCCUGCAGGCUCUGCAGCUUAUGUCCCAAAUUCACGCUUUCACAUUCACAUUCUUUAAGUGAACUCACCUUGAGGCAGAGGGAGGCCUGCGAAGGGUGAUGGGUGUUACAGAUGGAAGGAUGGAGAGGCAGCUGCCCUGCUCAGGCUAGGCUGUGUGGUCGGCAGUCAGCCUCCUCCAUCCUUCCCUGGGUGGGGUCAGGCAGGUGACGGCCCUUCUGACCCUGAACUUGGGUGAGGCAGCUUCCUGAUGGUCCAGCCUCUCCUCGUUCUCCUUCCCGGUGUCCUUCCCACACACCGUGGGCCUGGCUCGUCCACAGGGCUCGGUGAAGCCUCCGUGGCUCCUGACGGGACUCCCCCACCUGGCAUGUAGUGCUCAUGUGAGCUCGCCUUAAAGAAAGGUGGAAGAGAGCAGUUUACCCACAAACAGAAAGGGCUAGCAAAGAAUUGGAAAUUAUGGAAUCAUGGAACUCCAUGUCAGGGCUCAUCCUGUGAAACAAAGACUUCUGUGGAUAGGCCUCCAGUUGGUUGUUCAAAGCACUUGAAUUUUGUUAUCAUGGGUGGUGACAUUCUUCUUGGAUCCCUCAGUGCUGUAAGCCUGAGCUGUUAGAUUUCCUUCAUCUACUCUAUGUUGUAUUGUACCUGUAUACCUAUCUGGGUUGACAACUGGAUAUAAUGUGUGAAAUUGUAUAUUUUUUCCUUUUAACCUAUAUACAAUUGAGUUUCUAUCCUCUACAGUAACUGAUUAUGGAAUAAACACUUGAAGAGUGUCUGAGUG